AUGUAUCAGGUCUGUUUAGAGCUCUUUGGUGUUCAAAGUCAAGUAGUGUGGACACCAUCAUCCUUUGAUAGUUUACCAUCGAUCGAUUAUCAAUAUGGAACAAAAGUUUUACGUGUCUUUUUACAAUGUUCUAACGGAUCAGAUUCAUUAGCUUUGCUCGGUGAAAAAUAUACAAAUACUUAUUUCAUGCAAUUAUCAAGUAAAUGUGCAUGUUAUGAUGGAUGUAAAACAACUCCAACAACGACAAGCACCAAAGUUAUAACAUCACUAUCGCCUUCAUCACCCGCACCAAUUACACAUUCUUGUUUUUAUACCGACUCUCAAAGAGGUACAAUUAAUAUAACAUCCAUCGGUAACAUAUACCAUUAUCCAGCAUUUAAAGAUUAUCAAUCAACAACAUUCAGUAAUUAUCGAUGGUCAUACAAUCCUUGUUUUUCAUUUAAUGAAUAUAAUUGUACAAAUGCUGCUGCUUGCCAAAUUAAUCCUGUUUCUCUUUCUGGCUCUGUUAUUGCUGAACAACAAACAGCUGAAUGGUAUAACACAGAUACCGAUCAUCCGGUAAUUUUAUAUACAACACAUAAAGGUAUGAGUACACAGAAAAUGUUGGUUGUUGAACUUGAAUGUAACAAUGAUGUGAACGCACCCCAUCAACUAGAAGUUAUUGGUCAGACAUCUCCAACUGUAUACAAAAUGAAACUAAAUUCACAUUGUGCUUAG
Molecule: messenger RNA, 717 nt
Organism: Didymodactylos carnosus
Lineage: Eukaryota; Metazoa; Rotifera; Eurotatoria; Philodinida; Philodinidae
Source: the annotation of a GenBank genome assembly